AUUACAUUAUAAGUUUACUAUAUUUGUAAUUCAAUAUUUUCUUAUAUUAUGCAUCCAAUCUUUGUUUUUUCUUUUCAUUAGCCUAUAGGAGAUACUAUAAAUAUUGUAUCUACGAGGUGCAGUAUGCAACAGCAUGGAUUACAAGAGGCAAAUACAAAUGAGGGGAGCAUGGUAGAAUCUUUACGGUAUCAACAAGAAACUUUUAUCCAACCAUGUUAUUCUAUGCCAAUAAGUGUGAUAGAAUCUUUGCAAUCUCAACAAAGCAACUUUGUGCAACCAUAUCAUCCUACACCGUUUGUGAAUUUGGAUGUUAAUCAACAAAAUUAUGGCCAGCUAUGCACUUUCAGUUCCACGAACAUGACCGGCUUGCUCAAGGCACAAGAAUUACAUGGUUUCGAAGGAGCGAAAAUAAAUCAGUUCGAGUUGAAUGACAACUCUUGCACUAUGGGACAAGAAGUUGGAGUUGAUUGCAAUGAUAGGUGUGGUUGUCCAGUUCCAUGCAUCAAUGAUAUUUCGUGCAAGUGUUCAAGUGGACAAAAGACCUGAAAAUUUGACAGAAAUUGACA
Molecule: messenger RNA, 566 nt
Organism: Coffea arabica (coffee)
Lineage: Eukaryota; Viridiplantae; Streptophyta; Magnoliopsida; Gentianales; Rubiaceae
Source: RefSeq, a predicted model, not a curated record